ACGGAGAUGCAAUAAAAGGAGGGGAAAGCUUACAACAGAAACUAUUUUCUCACAAAAAAUGUCACCAGGUCGCUCUGAAGUUUUCCAUUUAACUUGCAUAAAAUGAUGUAAAAAUGAAAUCUUCUUUUGGUGUUUUUUGAAUAAUGGUGAAAAGACAAGAAUUGAUAUUAAUUCAGGUGAACAGCUGGUUGGAGGGAGUGUUUGGGGAUCAGCCAGUGCCAUCAUUUGAGGUGAACACCAGGACAUUGGACAUACUGUAUCAGCUGGCUCAGUCCAGUGAAGCCCGCUGCAGUGAUACUGCUCUCCUCAUUGAAGACUACAAGCAGAAAACAUCAGAGUAUCAGGCUGACGCUGCUCACCUUGAGGAUGUUCUUCUGCACGGUGUCGGCUUGUCUGGGGCAAGCUUGUCAGAGCCGACUGCAAACUACGUGUCUGCUUUAGUGGACAAUGCUAUGGUGGGAGUGAAAGACACAUCACUGACCAGCUUCAUGCCAGCAAUCAACAAUCUCACCGAUGAUCUUCUGGAAGUCGAGAAGUCAAACAGAAAACUCGAAAGGGAACUAAGGGCACUCCAAAAAAGACUCGGUUCAAUUCUGGUGCUGCGGGGAAACCUACAAGAGGAUAUCGACAAAACUACCAAAUCUCAAGCAGUGGAGAGUGCAAAAGAAGAGGAGAGGCUGCUCAACAUGGACUUUGUGACGGCCAAGACUCAAGAGCUCCGUAUCAGACAGCAGAGGUUGGAGGCUCAGCUUGUAUCCAGGAACAUGGACAAGUCUAUCACCCACCAGGCCAUUGUGCAGCUUUCUGAGGAACUCAGGGCACUGCAAAACGAAAUAAUCCCCCUGAAAAAGAAGCUGGGGUCGUACAUGGACCUGAGUCCGAGCCCAUCUCUUGCACAAGUGAAGAUAGAAGAAGCAAAAAGAGAACUAGUUGCACUCGAUUCCAAACUGGAGACAAUGAAGGCUAUAAAUGAAGUUGGAUGUUGCGCAGUCCUUUCUUUAAAAAUAAAGUUUUUGCAGUCAUAUUUUUUCUUCUUCUUUUCUACCUUUACCUGCCUUCAUCAUUAAUGUUAAAUGAAAAGUGGUUUGAGGUAUUUUGGGUCACCUGAAAGGAUACUUCUUGCUUCUUUCCUCCUUAGCUUUGGAACCUUAUUUAAAUAUAGGUUAAAUAUUUCAGAGAUUUUGGACACUCCUAAAAAGCUCACAGAGUAUCCCUAUUAGUUCAUACACCUUGAACAUUUUUAUAUUGUACAACCUGCAUAACUAACUUAUUUUGUUUUGUAUGUUUACCAACAAAAACAUUGUUUGCAUGCUUGUCAGUGUCUAGAAAUGGGUAAAAUUUUCUGAUAUGAUUUUUAGCUUUUUUAUUUUAUGAUAAAAUAAUAUACUGCUAAUGUGUACCUGAAUGUUUAGUCUCUCUCCACGCCUUCCUGUUUGUUUCAAACAUCUGCAACACUAAUGCAAUGUUUGGCUUUUCCUCUCUGAUCGCAGCAAUCUAAUUAAGGGGUUGGUCUUAAGAGUUGUAAAAAAUAGUUCUCACAGAUUAUAUCCAAACAACUUUCAAUCUGUGUGGACAACCUCAUCAAAUGCAAGUUCUUUGUUUUGUUUUUGUAAAUGUAUUUUUGUCCAGCUGCUUAUCAUUUCUCAGCCCUUCUGGGAUCCAAAUAAGUUUUCCUCUUCCAUACUUCUUGGAUUUUCUUCUCAAAACCUCAGUAUUUUUUACACCCAUUUGCUUUAAUGUAAUUUCUUCAAUGUCUGGCCAACAAGUCUAAAGGUAAAGGAAACCUUUAGAGAUUCACAAUAAAAUGGUACUGGCUUUGGA
Messenger RNA from Poeciliopsis prolifica (blackstripe livebearer), 1821 nucleotides. Its product is annotated as HAUS augmin-like complex subunit 1. Lineage: Eukaryota; Metazoa; Chordata; Actinopteri; Cyprinodontiformes; Poeciliidae. The transcript has 9 exons. Gene Ontology annotation, cellular component: HAUS complex; cytosol. The record is from RefSeq and is a predicted model, not a curated record. Gene Ontology annotation, biological process: spindle assembly; centrosome cycle. Bases 144 to 1067 code for a protein of 307 amino acids.